Messenger RNA from Poecilia latipinna (sailfin molly), 3275 nucleotides. RefSeq names its product phosphatidylinositol 3-kinase, catalytic subunit type 3 (gene pik3c3). Gene Ontology annotation, cellular component: membrane; cytoplasm; endosome. The coding region runs from base 334 to 2991 and encodes 885 amino acids. Gene Ontology annotation, molecular function: 1-phosphatidylinositol-3-kinase activity. The record is from RefSeq and is a predicted model, not a curated record. Gene Ontology annotation, biological process: endocytosis; autophagy of peroxisome; autophagosome assembly. NCBI's taxonomy places the organism in Eukaryota, Metazoa, Chordata, Actinopteri, Cyprinodontiformes, Poeciliidae. The transcript has 26 exons.
CUCGUCUUGCCUUAUCGACAUUCUACUACUCUGACCUGACUGGAAAUUUCGGUUUCUGCUGUGUAGCUACUAAAAAUCUAAAAUCAUGCCCGGUCAGACUGUAGCUAUACUAGCGUCUUAGCAGUGACUAAAAACAUUAAUUUAUAAUUUUUAAACAGUUUACAGUCUGAUAAAGCCUUCAGUUCCGUUGUCCGGCUUUUAUCCGGUCUCUGUGGAGUGUUUCUGCGCCAAGGCCUUGUUGUCGCAAUAGUCUUCCACAAAAAAACGUCCGGGGAUUUUAAUGUUGAAGUCGUCCGGUGUGGGAGUAAAAUUUAGUGUUUUUCCCCUCGGAAGAUGGACACAGACAAGUUUAACUAUGUCUACAGCUGUGACCUGGACAUUAAUGUUCAACUGAAGAUCGGCAGUUUGGAAGGAAAGCGAGAGCAGAAGAGCUACAAAGCGCUGCUGGAGGACCCGAUGCUGCGGUUUUCCGGUCUGUACCAGGAGAACUGCUCGGACCUCUACGUCACCUGCCAGGUGUUUGCGGAGGGGAAACCUCUCGCUCUGCCCGUCCGCACCUCAUACAAAGCCUUCAGCACACGGUGGAACUGGAACGAGUGGCUGCGGCUGCCGGUGAAGUACCCGGACCUUCCGCAGAGCGCCCAGGUCGCCCUCACCGUGUGGGACAUCUACGGGCCCGGCAGAGCCGUUCCUGUUGGGGGAACCACAGUCACCUUGUUUGGCAAAUAUGGCAUGUUCCGGCAGGGGAUGCAUGACCUUAAAGUUUGGCCAGGCGUGGAGGGGGACGGAGGGGAGCCCACCACCACACCAGGACGCACCAGCAGCAGCCUGUCAGAGGACCAGAUGGGCAGACUAGCCAAGGGUCCCGAUCUGGAGGUACUCAGUGAUCUGACCAAGGCUCACCGGCAGGGCCACAUGGUGAAGGUGGACUGGCUGGACCGGCUGACCUUCAGAGAGAUUGAGAUGAUCAACGAGAGCGAGAAGCGCAGCUCGAACUUCAUGUACCUCAUGGUGGAGUUUCCUCGCGUCAAGACAAACGACAAGGAGUACAGCAUCGUGUACUACGAGAAGGAUGGAGACGAAGCGUCGCCCGCUCUGACCAGCAGCGACAUCGUCAAAGUCCCCGACCCGCACUUAGGGAUGGAGAACCUGGUGGAGAGCAAGCACCACAAACUGGCUCGCAGCCUCCGCAGCGGCCCCUCGGACCACGACCUGAAGCCCAACGCCGCCACCCGGGAUCAGCUCAAUAUCAUCGUGAGCUACCCUCCAACCAAGCAGCUGAGCUCUGAAGAGCAGGACCUGGUGUGGAAGUUCAGAUACUACCUCACCACGCAGGAGAAGGCUCUGGCAAAGUUCCUGAAAUGUGUGAACUGGGAUCUGCCCCAGGAGGCCAAGCAGGCCCUGGAGCUGCUGGGCAAGUGGAGGCCCAUGGACGUGGAGGACUCCCUGGAGCUGCUGUCCUCCCAUUUCACCAACCCCACAGUGAGGCGCUACGCCGUGGCGCGCCUCCAACAGGCUGAUGACGAGGACCUGCUGAUGUACCUCCUCCAGCUGGUGCAGGCGCUCAAAUACGAGAACUUCAACGACAUCCAGGGAGGCCUGGAGCCAGGCAGCAAGAGAGACAGCCAGGGACUUUCAGAUGACUCCACGCUGGACAGUUCUCAGAUCCUGUCGGUUCCGUCCGGAUCGUCCUCCACCGCCCAGCAGAAAGGCAAGGAAGGAGCGGACAGUGAGACUCUGGAGCAAGACUUGUGCACCUUUCUCAUAUCGCGCGCCUGCAAGAACGCUACGCUCGCCAACUACUUGUACUGGUACGUGAUUGUGGAGUGUGAGGAUCAGGACACGAAGCAGAGGGAUCCCAAAACCCACGAGAUGUACCUGAACGUCAUGAGGCGGUUCAGCCAGGCGCUGCUCAAGGGCGAUAAGAGCGUGAGGGUGAUGCGGUCGCUUUUGGCCGCCCAGCAGACCUUCGUGGACAGGCUGGUGCAGCUUAUGAAGGCCGUUCAGAGGGAGAGCGGGAACCGCAAGAAGAAGACGGAGCGGCUGCAGGCUCUGCUGGCCGACAACGAGAAGGUCAACCUCUCAGACAUUGAGCCGAUUCCUCUUCCUCUGGAGCCUCAGAUCAGGAUCAGAGGGAUCGUCCCGGAGACGGCAACGCUCUUUAAGAGCGCUCUGAUGCCGGCCAAGCUGAUCUUCAAAACCGAGGACGGGGCCAUGUACCCCGUCAUCUUCAAACACGGAGAUGACCUGAGGCAGGACCAGCUCAUCCUGCAGAUCAUCUCGCUCAUGGACAAACUGUUAAGGAAAGAGAACUUGGACCUGAAACUGACUCCAUAUAAGGUUCUGGCCACCAGCACCAAACACGGUUACAUGCAGUUCGUCCAGUCCGUUCCUGUCGCCGAGGUUUUGGCCACCGAGGGCAACAUCCAGAGCUUCUUCAGGAAGCACGCGCCGAGCGAAAAGGGCCCCUACGGCAUCAGCUCCGAGGUGAUGGACACCUACGUCAAGAGCUGCGCUGGUUACUGCGUCAUCACUUACAUCCUGGGAGUUGGAGACAGACACCUGGACAACCUGCUGCUGACGAAAACUGGGAAGCUCUUCCACAUAGACUUUGGCUACAUCCUGGGUCGAGACCCCAAGCCGCUGCCGCCGCCCAUGAAGCUGAGCAAAGAGAUGGUGGAGGGCAUGGGGGGGACGCAGAGCGAGCAGUACCAGGAGUUCAGGAAGCAGUGCUACACCGCCUUCCUCCACCUCAGGAGGUACUCCAACCUGAUCCUGAAUCUUUUUUCCCUCAUGGUGGAUGCCAAUAUUCCUGACAUCGCUCUGGAGCCUGACAAGACUGUUAAAAAGGUGCAGGAUAAGUUCAGACUGGACCUGUCGGACGAGGAGGCGGUUCACUACAUGCAGAGCCUGAUCGACGAGAGCGUGGGAGCUUUGUUUGCUGCUGUGGUCGAGCAGAUACACAAAUUUGCACAGUAUUGGCGCAGAUGAACAAUGCAGACGAAGGGCGACGUGAGGCUGACCUGGACGAAAGCUUGGCACCACAAAUAUGCGAUCAUGAAGCUCUGGCUAUGGCCUGCGUGUUCACGAAGGAGGACAAGAGGAAACCCGGAGACACUGCUGGGGACAAAAAAGGCCAAGAAUGCACUGCCAACCUUUGCUGAAAGACGACAAACCAAGGACAUGUAAAUCUUCUGUUUGCUCCUGUAUAUAUGUUGUACAAUAAUUACGGAAUGAAUGAAACGUGAGGCCAAAUAAAGAGACUGUUGCUACGA